GGCUUCAGACCACACACCUCUCUUGCCUUCCGUCACUACUCUCUUGCCCAGUUCCUUGGAAUCUCUGAUUCUGUACGCUCCUUUUCUCUCCCCUUCUCCUACAAGCCUCAAUUUUCGCCCUAUCCGUCAUCCCAUACAACCAUGAAGGUCACUAGCCUAUCUCUCGUCGCUGCGGCAGCCGUUGUGGCGGCACAGGAAGAUCGGAACGGGACCUGGGUCGGGCCCACGGCUCAUCCCAUUUCACCGCUUGCGCUGCACCCAUCCCCCACCAGCUAUACAACUUCGACCAUCUAUACGACCACAGUCUUUACAGUCACUUCAUGUGCUCCCGCCGUCACAUUUUGCCCCGAACGAGGAUCUGUGGUCACCAAAACCGUAUCUCUCUACACCACCGUCUGUCCCGUCUCCAGCGCGGUUCCCCAUCUUCCGCCCCCCGAGCCGACGCCCACGUCCUUUGGCGUCUCGACGGUGGAAAAGACCAUUGUUAGCACUGUAACCUCUUGUCCUCCGGCAGUGCCUAAUUGUGACAUUGGGCGCGAGGUCACCUCCGUCUCCACCUACACCACCACAUACCCCAUCGGAGGCCCUACUGCGGCGCAUCAUAAUGCAGGUCCUCAAGGGACUGGUGCCCUGAGUCCUCAUCACCCCAUGUCGCCCAAAGGCAACGUGACGCUGCCUAGUGCGCCCAAAGUGAGUACCGUCAGCGGUGCCACGGCACUAGCCUCGAGCACCCUGUUGGUCUUCCUGGGUUUAGCCGCGGGCGCUGCGACAGCUUGGAUCCAAAUCUAA
Molecule: messenger RNA, 789 nt
Organism: Blumeria graminis f. sp. triticale
Lineage: Eukaryota; Fungi; Ascomycota; Leotiomycetes; Helotiales; Erysiphaceae
Source: the annotation of a GenBank genome assembly